GUAACCCCUCCACCACUCCCCCCCGGCCCUCUUUUUUUUGUUUUUGACCGCUUUUGCUGUCAAUCUCCCGAAGCCAAGGGAAACAGAGGCAGGGCCGCGAAGAGGAGGAGGACAAGAGGAAGGGAAAGUCGGAUCGGAUCUCCGAUGGCGUCGCAGAGGGAGCGUGAGAACUACGUCUAUGUCGCCAAGCUCGCCGAGCAGGCUGAGCGAUACGACGAGAUGGUGGAAUCGAUGAAGAAGGUGGCGAAGCUUGACGUGGAUAUGACCGUGGAGGAGAGGAACCUGCUCUCCGUGGGGUACAAGAAUGUGAUCGGGGCGAGGAGGGCGUCGUGGAGGAUCCUCUCCUCCAUCGAGCAGAAGGAGGAGGCCAAGGGUAACGAACAGCACGUGAAGAGGAUCCAAGAGUACCGCCAGAAGGUGGAGUCGGAGCUCUCCAACAUCUGCAUCGACGUCAUGACCGUGAUCGACGAGCAUCUCAUCCCUUCGUCCUCUUCCGGGGAGUCCUCCGUGUUUUACUACAAGAUGAAGGGAGACUACUAUCGUUACAUGGCUGAGUUCAAGACUGGCACUGAAAGGAGAGAGGCUGCAGAGCAGUCCCACAAGGCCUAUCAGGCGGCUACCCGUACAGCUGAGGCAGAUCUGUCUCCCACACAUCCAAUUCGACUGGGUUUAGCAUUGAAUUUCUCUGUCUUUUAUUAUGAGAUUAUGAACUCACCUGAAAGAGCCUGCCACCUUGCCAAGCUAGCUUUUGAUGAGGCCAUCUCUGAGCUUGAUUCACUAAGUGAGGAGUCUUACAAAGACAGCACAUUGAUUAUGCAACUUUUGAGGGAUAAUCUCACCCUGUGGACCACUGACAUUCCAGAGGAUGGAGCAGAAGAUGCGAGGGAGGGUACUGGAAAGGCUGGUGGAGCAGAGGAUGCAGAGUGACUCCGACCAUUCUGGAGCCUUGCCCAUACAUAAGGAUGGUGAUGCUGCAAUUAGUGUGCCUGUGAAAUUCUAAGUUUCUAGUUUUCAUUCUUAUUUCUUUAGUUAAUUUUAGUUUGACUGUGGCUGCACGAUCCUAUUUGCGAUUUGUUUGGAAAUCAUUAGUGUCACUGUCUGAACUAGUGAUUGGAAGCAUGGUCUGGCUGCUUUACAAAGUGAUUUUAAGUUAAAAAGUGAUGAAUCAAGGUUCAGCUCUGUUUAAUUUCUACGAGUUGUCAUAUGUACUAUUUUUAGAUUGGGAAGUAUCUUUAGCGUGGUAUGCAAACUUGGUGGAAAAA
Phoenix dactylifera (date palm) is the source of this 1262-nucleotide messenger RNA. RefSeq names its product 14-3-3-like protein D. Lineage: Eukaryota; Viridiplantae; Streptophyta; Magnoliopsida; Arecales; Arecaceae. The record is from RefSeq and is a predicted model, not a curated record.